CCAAAGCGGAAGUCAAACCAUGAAUGUCAAACUGGCGCAUGCUGAACUGUUACAUUAGUGAGAAUAAAAUGUCACAGUACGGAUUAUUUAGAACAAUAUUUCUUGCACAUUGCUUGAGAAAUGGGAGCUCAACAACGCUCUGUCAAACAAGCCUUUCAAAUAGAGUACAAACAUGCGGAUAUGCCAAGAAAGUUGACCCUGUCCGGCUCACUACUUAUGCAGUUGGAGCUAAUAUUUUCAAGCAAGGAGAAGACCCCAAAUUAAAGGAACCUGAGGAAUAUCCUGAAUGGUUAUUUCAGCUGAACCUGGGGAUGCCCAAAAAACUGAACGAGCUGGAGGCUGACACCUGGGAAUACUGGAAACGCCUGAGGAAGGAAAAUAUUUGGCGCCAUAACAAACUGCACAAAGGGAAGAAGUUUUAGUUCCUGGACGUGCAGGACUCUUUUUCAACAGUGGCUUCCCACAGACUUUGUCAAUAGAUCAUUACUUUAUUGUGUAUGUCCAGCUCUUCUUUUCUAAUAAUAUCUUAUACAUACUGCAUAAUCAGAUUGAAGACCCGGAGAUGGCUGUGUUAAUGAUUGGCUUUGGAUCAAUAAAAAAACGUUUUUGACCCAUUCACUUGA
This is a messenger RNA of Boleophthalmus pectinirostris (great blue-spotted mudskipper), 623 nucleotides long. It is a transcript of the gene mrpl54, whose product is annotated as mitochondrial ribosomal protein L54. Gene Ontology annotation, cellular component: mitochondrial large ribosomal subunit. The coding region runs from base 24 to 422 and encodes 132 amino acids. Gene Ontology annotation, molecular function: structural constituent of ribosome. The record is from RefSeq and is a predicted model, not a curated record. Lineage: Eukaryota; Metazoa; Chordata; Actinopteri; Gobiiformes; Gobiidae. The transcript is spliced from 3 exons.